Fusarium venenatum is the source of this 1362-nucleotide messenger RNA. RefSeq lists its product as uncharacterized. Lineage: Eukaryota; Fungi; Ascomycota; Sordariomycetes; Hypocreales; Nectriaceae. The record is from RefSeq and is a predicted model, not a curated record.
UUGUCCAUUCUCAGGCAUUGGCUUACUGUGACCCAAGACACUACCCUUUCGUCCAGCGAUCAACUAGUGAGCAUAAGAACUCGUUCACAGAAGUUGAAGUCGAAUUCAACUCCUCGUGCCAAGGUUGAAUCGUCCAAACUCAAUACACACUCCAGCAGUGAGGUUGACAACUCGACCACGAAAGAACUUUCUGCGAGGCAACAGGCGAGCCACGAUGGUCUUAUCAGGGACUACCGCACUACUGACGCCCAAGAGAGAUCUCAACUAUCUCAGACGGUACAGAGUGGAAUACAAACCGGCAUGGAUCAAAUCGCCGGUUAUGUCAAAAGCGUCUUGGUACGACCUGCCCAGCCACCAACGCCAGCGGACGUUGAAAGACUCACAAAACAGCUGGAAUCCGAGGAAAGUCGGCACAAAAACCUCAAAACCAAUUACGAAAAGCUGGUUGAUAUGUACAAUCUUCAAAAGAAGGAACUCCAGAAGGUACACACACGACUUCGAGAUUCUGAUCAGGAGACAGAUCGACUGCGCAGACUUCUGAAUGGUGGUAGCUUCGACAACCCGAACAAGCUAGCCGACGAUGCAUUCAAGAGUGAAUGGUCCAAGAUGGCUUACAACAUUAGGUGCUUGGUUCAUACACUGGAUGGUACUUGGUCAAGACAAUCGCUCGACGACGAAGUCACGCGGCGGCUACGACGUGUUUCUAAAGAUCAUCAGAAACACUACCAGUAUCCAGAUUUUCGCAUUUCCCUCAUGCAAGGCCGCCUAUGGAUUCUUAUUCAAGAUAUUGUAUUUGACACCAAACAAGAAAUUCGGGGUGGACCUGGCGUAGAAACGCUCAAAGCUACGAGAGAAAGCUUUAUCGCACAUAUUGGAGAAAUAGAAGGCAAGUUGGAGACUGAACCGUCUGUUGCUCUCAUCGCAGGAUGGUUAUACCGAGGUUACCCAAUAAUGGGCAAGCUCUAUGGCAACGACAGCAUUGACGUCAAACGUGUGGUGGACUUGGAGACCAAACGCCUGCGACCUUUUAUGGCGGAUAGUCAACCCAGAACUGACAGGACUGAUGACAUGGUCUCGGGCCAGCUAAAGGACAUCAUUGACUCUGCUAUUGAGCUCGAUCAAAUUAUGAUGAGUUCCAGGGCAAUCUACGAGGUUCACUGGGGGGACCGAUCGCAAGAGCCAGGUAACUUAGGGCGAUGGAACCCAGAAGCCAUGGAAGCUGACGUCUGGGAGCAUAAGAUAUCCCCAAGGAGCCGUGUCCUGUUCCGUAUCUCGCCUGUUCUUUACAAAUUUGGCGCAAAUGAUGGUCGGGGAUAUGAUUCAUAUAUGGUUCUGGCCAAGGGCAUUGUAGUUUGCGAUUAG